UCUCUCUCUCUCUCUCUCUCCCUAUCACGGUCAUGCUGGGUGCUUCAGAAGAAGAAGAACAGAAACUCCGGGUGGCUGUGUAGCAGUAGUCUCAAUAUAAUUGAGAACAGAACCAUGGAUAAUCUCAGCAGUGAAAGUGAAAGGUUUCUUGCUUCCCAUCAAGUAGAGAAGACAGGAAAUGAUCUGAAAGCCAGAGUAUACGACGAAUCCAAGAAGAUAUGGGUGGUUGCCUUCCCCGGUAUACUCUCAAGAGUCUCUUCAUUCGGAAGCUUAGUGGUGACACAGUCCUUCAUUGGCCAUAUCAGUGAUGUUGAUGUUGCUGGUUAUGCACUUAUUCAAAUUCUCGCCGUCCGCUUUAUCAACGGAAUAUUGAUAGGAAUGUCAAGUGCAACAGAAACUCUAUGUGGGCAAGCAUAUGGAGCUGGGCAUUAUCAUAUGAUGGGCAUUUACUUGCAGAGAUCAUGGGUUGUUGAGUUAAUCACACUCACACUCUUGAAUCCCUUGUUCAUCUUUGCCACCCCAAUCUUCAAACUUCUUGGACAGGAAGACUCUAUUGCAAGCUCUGCUGGAUAUAUCUCUCUAUGGUUCAUCCCUGUCAAUUACAGCUUCAUAUUUAGCUGGACCAUCCAGAUGUAUCUACAAGCACAGCAAAAGAACAUGAUUAUUGCUUGGCUAUCCAUAGCUCAAUUCAUCAUCCACAUUCCACUGUCUUGGCUGCUAGUUUACAAGCUGGAGUUUGGGGUUCCAGGUGCAAUGAUAGCCCUUCUCAUAUCCUCCUGGUUUAUUGUGAUCGGCGAGUUUAUCUACGUAUUUGGAGGCUGGUGCCCAAACACAUGGAAAGGGUUUACAAUGGCUGCCUUUAAAGAUAUAUUCCCUGUUGUCAAGCUCUCCAUAUCAUCAGGACUUAUGCUUUGUUUGGAGAUAUGGUACAAUGCCAUAUUGGUCUUAUUAGCUGGAUAUAUGCAGAAUGCAGAGGUUGCCAUAUCAGCCUUCUCCAUCUGCCUUAAUGUAAAUGCAUGGGAACUCAUGAUUAGCCUGGGCUUCCUAGGUGCUGCUUGUGUUCGUGUUGCGAAUGAACUUGGAAGAGGAGAUGCUAAAGCUACAAAAUUUUCCAUUAAAGUCACCCUAGCAACUUCAGUUCUGAUUGGAUUAUUCUUCUGGGCUCUGUGCUUGGCGUUUGGGAACCAAAUUGGAUACCUGUUUACCAACGAAAAGGAGGUUGCAGAUGCUGUGUCCGACCUGUCUGUGUUGAACGCGUUCUCCAUAUUACUCAACAGCAUUUACCCAGUACUCUCGGGUGUGGCUGUUGGAGCGGGCUUACAAAGCGCAGUUGCAAUUAUAAACCUGGUUUGCUUUUAUGUUAUUGGAAUACCCAUUGGUGCUUUGCUUGGCUAUGUUGCUCAUCUUGAAGUGAAGGGUAUAUGGAUUGGAAUGAUUUGUGGGGUGCUCACUGAGACCCUUGCCUUGUGCUAUAUGACUUGGAGAACAGAGUGGGAUAGUGAGGUGACUAAGGCUCAAAAUCGUCUCCAGAGAUUCUACUUGACAUCUGAGCAUUCCCAUCAACUAUUAGCUUGACAUUCAAGACUGCUCAACUUCAUGUUCAUGUGCCUUUAAACUCAACUUUUACACUAUUUUGCAGCACAAAAAUAAGAGUCUCAUUGCUAUUAGUUCAAUAAUACCCGGUUUCGUAUGAUUA
Ipomoea nil (Japanese morning glory) is the source of this 1696-nucleotide messenger RNA. Its product is annotated as protein DETOXIFICATION 24-like. Gene Ontology annotation, biological process: xenobiotic detoxification by transmembrane export across the plasma membrane. The transcript has 8 exons. Gene Ontology annotation, cellular component: membrane. Bases 115 to 1575 code for a protein of 486 amino acids. The record is from RefSeq and is a predicted model, not a curated record. NCBI's taxonomy places the organism in Eukaryota, Viridiplantae, Streptophyta, Magnoliopsida, Solanales, Convolvulaceae. Gene Ontology annotation, molecular function: antiporter activity; xenobiotic transmembrane transporter activity.